AUGAUGAGCUCCAGCCUGCUAGAAAACCCGGUGCAGGCGAUUCUGUACCUGCGGGAGCUCACCACCAUCGUGCAGAACCAGCAGAGCCUCAUCCAGACCCAGCGCGCCCGGAUCGAGGAGCUGGACCGGCGGGUGGACGAGCUCAUCGGCGAGAACAGGCACCUGAUGGACGUCAGGGUCCAGCAGCAGCAUCCUUACCACCACCACCACCUCCACCACCAUCAUCUCCCCGACCCCAGCUUCCUGCACCACCACCACCACCCCCCACAUGAGGACCCCGAGCCUGCAGAUGCGGGGUCUCUGCCGGAACAUGCACCAGCAGCGCAGGUCGAUGCCACUCCGGAGGUCCAGCCCGAGCCUCCGCAACCUAUGGACCCGGGGGACAUGCAGCUGGUACCGGCCGAUCCGUCCACGAUCUCCCCGGUCGAGAGCGACCCAGAAAACGGCGGAAGUUUCGCAGGCUGCCGCUCUCUGGUGCAGAUGACCCCCACAACCCUCUGCCGGUCUCUGGCCAGGACAUCUGAGAGCGAGAUUGUGCUGCAUCAGUUUUGCUGCCCCGCCCCUGAACAUCCAGAUGCUGACACCACUGGCUCAUCUUGUGGACAGAUGCUGAGCCUGGAGGACGGAACCUCCUCCGGUGGCGGACAGGAAGUGGAGGGAACCAUGAGGGAGGGACCUAGCGAGUAUGAGAUCACCCUGGAGAAUAAAAACAAACAGAUAGACGACUUGGAGCAGAAGUACGGUGGCCACCUCAUAGCAAGGCGGGCGGCCCGCCGCAUCCAGACAGCCUUCCGUCAGUAUCAGCUCAGCAAAAACUUCCAGAAGAUCCGCAACUCGCUGUCAGAGAGCAAGCUGCCGCGCCGGAUCUCCAUGCGCCAUCCCAGCCCCUCAGGCCGCACCCGGAACGCAACCCAGAGACACAGUUACAGUCUGCACCCGGGAGGAGGACAGAUACCUCUGCGCUCCAAAACUCCUCCUCCUCCGCCGUGUCGAUCCACCUCUCUGCCCCCGUCUCCUGCGUCGGCCCCAUUAGCCGCUCACCCUCCUGCCCCGACCUCAGCUCCACCUCCAAUGUCGGGACCCUCACUCACACAGCUGGAGGACUGCUUCAGUGAUCAACUGCACUCUUUGGCCCAGUCGAUCGAUGAGGCCCUUCGUGGUUGGAGCCUAUCCGAGGGCGGAGAGGGGAAGGGGCUCCUAAUGGACCCGGGGGCCCUUCGGGCGGCUGCUGAGAGCGCCUGUCUGCCGCGCAGUGCCAGCUCGUUACUGAUGGCCUUCAGGGAUGUCACUGUUCACAUUGACAGCAAUAGCUCCUACACCAUCUCCUCUGCCACCACCACCACCACAACCUCACUGGGCAACACCGGUGGGGGAGAGCCGGGAAGUCGAAAAACGUCUUUGGGCGGAAUGGCAGCGGGGUUAGAUGGCCAGUUUGCGGAGGAUCCAGAGUUUCCUGCCCCGCCUCCCAUCGAGGAGCUGGAAAUGGUGGAUCCGGGUUCCAGGAGGGGCUCCACAGCGCCAGGUCCGGGAGGAGGAGGAGGGAUGGGGGGGGAGAGCGGCUCAGACAGACUGGGAUCCACUUCUAACUCUGCUUCCACCUCCACCUCCACCCAGUCCAACCAGCAGCCUGCACAGAUUUACACCCAGUACCAGCAGUACCACUACACUCAUCCUCAGCAUAUCCCCGGGGGGCCGAGCCCUGAGUCCUUGCAGGCCCUGGUGGUCUCUCUGCCCAGGGACCGCUGCCAAGACCCAGCCUCGUGCCGCUCGCCAACCCUGUCCACAGACACACACCGCAAACGCCUCUAUCGUAUCGGACUCAACCUCUUCAAUGUGAACCCAGAAAGAGGCAUCCACUUCCUGAUCACACGUGGCUUCGUCCCGGACACGGCCAUCGGAGUGGCUCACUUCCUGCUGCAGAGGAAGGGCCUGAGCCGACAGAUGAUUGGAGAGUUUUUGGGUAACAGCAAGCUGCAAUUCAACCGAGAUGUCCUCGACUGCGUUGUGGAUGAGAUGGAUUUCUCAGGCAUGGAGCUCGACGAAGCCCUAAGAAAGUUCCAGGCUCAUGUCCGCGUCCAGGGAGAAGCGCAGAAAGUGGAGAGACUCAUCGAAGCCUUCAGCCAGAGGUACUGCAUGUGCAAUCCCGAUGUCGUGCAGCAGUUUCACAACCCGGACACCAUCUUCAUCCUGGCUUUCGCUGUGGUUCUCCUCAACACUGACAUGUACUCCCCCAACAUCAAACCCCAGCGCAAAAUGGGCCUCGAUGACUUCAUACGCAACCUAAGAGGUGUGGAUGAUGGAGCAGACAUCCCCAGAGAGAUGGUGGCAGGAAUUUAUGAGCGGAUUCAGCAGCGAGAGCUCCGUUCAAAUGAAGACCACGUCACGUAUGUGAGCCGCGUGGAGCAGUCCAUCCUGGGCCUGAAAACUAUCCUGGCCGUGCCUCACAGACGUCUGGUGUGCUGCUGCCGCCUCUUUGAGGUGCCCGAUGCCAACAAGCCUCACAAGCAAAAACUGUCACAGCUUCAGAGAGAGGUCUUCCUCUUCAACGACCUGCUGCUGAUCCUCAAACUGUGUCCCAAGAAAAAAAGCUCGGCCUCGUACACCUUCUGCAAAGCAAUGGGUCUCCUGGGAAUGCAGUUUCACCUCUUCAGCAAUGAGUACUACGCCCAUGGCAUCACCAUGCUGAGCCCGUUCACCUCGGAGAAGAAGCAGCUGGUGAGCUUCUGCUCCCCGAGUGGAGACGAGCUCAGGAAGUUUGCGGAGGAGCUCCGAGAGGCCAUCACAGAGGUCAACGAGAUGGAGCAGAUACACAUCCAGUGGGAAUUGGAGAGGCAACAGGGCAUCCAGCCGCACGGCAUACACACCAACGGUGGGCAAGUGGAUACACACACAGGACACAGCUCUCCCUCAGGCCAACAGGAGAUGUACGAUAAAACCGGCAACAACAACACAGUAGAGGUGUCAAUUCACAACAGGCUGCAGACCUAUCAACUGAGCCAGCCCAGCAUUGAGUCCGCCCCCCUGGCCCUUGCCGCUCCGCCCGCCCUGCUCAGCUCCGUCCAGGCCGGGGAGCUUCGCCCAGAAACGCUCAUCCAGUGCCAGCAGAUUGUGAAGGUGAUCGUCGUGGACCAGAGCGGGCGAGGGCGGAUGGAGGCCUUCCUGAGUCAAGGCCCGGCCACUCAUCAGCUCAUCCAGUCAGCCCUGUCCACGCCCGUGCACGUCAGAGAGGGGGACGGCCCUCAGCCCCCACUGCCGCCUCCACCUCCACCGUACAACCACCCCCACCAGUUCUGUCCCCCUGACUCGCCCAUGCCCCUUCACCACACCAUGCCUCUCGUCCGCAGGCGCAACUCCAGCGGCUCCCGCAGCAUUGUGUGA
This is a messenger RNA of Limanda limanda (common dab), 3378 nucleotides long. It is a transcript of the gene iqsec3b, whose product is annotated as IQ motif and Sec7 domain ArfGEF 3b. The coding region runs from base 1 to 3378 and encodes 1125 amino acids. The transcript is spliced from 15 exons. Gene Ontology annotation, biological process: regulation of ARF protein signal transduction; actin cytoskeleton organization. Gene Ontology annotation, molecular function: guanyl-nucleotide exchange factor activity; protein binding. NCBI's taxonomy places the organism in Eukaryota, Metazoa, Chordata, Actinopteri, Pleuronectiformes, Pleuronectidae. The record is from RefSeq and is a predicted model, not a curated record.